AUGGCUGAGGGAAAAUCAGAUCAGCAGAAGCGGCAACCUGCUGCCACAGAAAGGGGCAUCGAAUAUCAGCUGGAUCUCAAGGCUAGGAACUUCAAAGGCAGUGUAACCUCCUGGCGACGUAAGGCCAAUAAGCUAAGAGCUGCCCUAGUAGAUGAUGUUGUUUUUUCUGACGUCAAGACUCUUCGAGAUGGGUUACAGGAACUGAUGGACAACGUCAUUGAAACCCAAGAAAACCUCUCCGAGUUGAGAUUGUCCUCCACAAUAGCUGAUGACAGUGGGGACAAAUUAGAGGAAGUCGAAAAAGAACACAGUUCAAUCAUGAAAAGCACGCUCGAUAGAAUAAUUGCUCUGAAGACAGGCGAGAGAAAUGAUGACGCUUCUUCGAGCCAAGGAGAUACUACUACCGCAUACCCACCAGUUGGUGAAGGCCCUACUCUUGAUCCUCUGAGUAUCUUUGCAGAACAGUUAAGAGCUUCAAGAUUGCCUCUUCCUGAACCGACCGCAUUUGACGGAGAUCCCCUCUUGUAUCCAGGUUGGAAACAUGCUUUCGAUGUUAUAAUCGACCACAGUGGGAUCAAUCCUAUAGACAGAUUCUUAUAUCUGGAGAAGUACCUGAAAGGUCAACCACUUGAGCUAGUGAGAGGUUAUGCUUUGAUCGAUAAUGAAACAGCUUAUCUUGAUGUAAGAACGGCUCUGGAAGAACGGUACGGGAAUCCUUCAGUCAUAGCUAAUGCCUUUCGAGACAAGUUGGAGAAGUGGCCUCGAAUAACCUCAAAGGAUGCUCCUGGUCUGAGAAAGUUAUCAGAUUUCUUACGACAAUGUGUCAUAGCGAUGGACAAAAUUAAUCACCUCCGCCACCUGAAUGAUGACAGAGAGAUUCGUAAGAUUCUAUCCAAGCUACCUGAAUGGCUUAUCGUGCGCUGGUCGAGGAAGGCUUAUCAAUGGUCAGAAGACAAUAACAGCUUUCCUCCCUUUAAACUUUUUGCACGUUUCCUAGAGGAGGAAUCAAAGAUUGCUUGCUGUCCCAUCACCUCUGUUCACAGUUUGAAGGAAUCAAGAUCUGAGAGAGGAAGGUCUGCAGCAUUAGAAGUCAGAGCAUUAGCAACAGAUGCUACUACCAGUAGGAAUCAGAAAGGAAAGACUGAUCAAAGGAAGCAAGGGCCCAUAUCUUGCUUGGUUUGUAAGAAGUCCCACACCCUGGAAGAAUGCCCUACCUUUUUAGCAUGGGAGAUGGUCAUGAAGAAAAAAUUGAUUACUGAAAAGGGCUUGUGCUAUGGGUGUUUAAAAGUUGGUCAUCGCUCAAAGGAGUGCAAGAGGAGAAGCACCUGUCAGAACUGUAAGAAGCGACACCCAACAGCACUCCACUUCGAAGACCAGGGAAAGGCACAAUCUUCAAAUCAAUAUUCGAAUCAGUUUUCGAAUCAAGACACUGUUCAAGAUGAAGUGAGGUCUUCAAGCUCACACACUGCAAGGAAAAGUGAGGCUCGUGAAACUCCCAAAAGUUCAAUGAUAGUUCCAGUGUGGUUGAGUCACCCCUCCACGAAUGAGUCAAGACUUGUUUACGCUCUCUUGGACACCCAGUCUGAUACUACCUUCAUAUUGGAUAGAACCAAACAGGCAAUGGGACUGAGGGGGACCUCAGUUAACCUACGGCUCUCAACGAUGUCAGCAGUGAAUGAGAGAGUAAAUAGCAUCAAAGUAGAGGGUCUGGAAAUUACAUCCCAUGAUGGUAAACACAAGAUUGGCUUGCCUCCAUCCUACACGAGGAAGAUGAUACCUGCAAAUCGGAACCAUAUUCCCACUUCAGACAUGGCAUCAUCUAUUCCUCAUCUGAGCAGACUACAGGAUGAGAUUCCUGCAGAUCAGGGAUGUGAGAUAGGCUUACUGAUUGGUUAUGACUGUCCCAAAGCACUCAUGCCUCGUGAUGUGAUACCUUCAUCAACCAGUGAUGGUCGAUUUGGAGUUCGCACAGAUCUCGGAUGGAGUAUUGUUGGCACAGUUGACGAGAAUUAUGAUAGCUACCCAAAUGACCCUAUCGGAGUAAGUCACAGAGUGAAGGUUUGUGUUAUUCCAGAUGAUGUGAAAGGAAUCCAAGGUCAUGAGGAAGUUUCCUUCUCUCAUCGUCGACUAGUGAAGGAAGAGAUUGCUCUAACUCAAGUAGUCAAACUUCUCGAGGCAGAUUUUAUGCAAGGUAAAGAGAGUAAACCUUACUCCCAGAACGAUGUAAAAUUCCUCAAAAGGAUGAAAGAAGGAAUUCACAAGGAUAAAGGUGGGCAGUAUGAGAUGCCGUUGCCAUUAACUGAUGAAAACCUUUCACUGCCCAACAAUAUAUUCCUUGCUGAAAAGAGAUUGAGCCAUCUGAAGAAGAGAUUCCAAAGAGAUCCAGAAUACCACACACUCUACAACGAAAAGAUGACAUCUCUCUUCGAUAACAACACGCCGAGAUUGUAA
This is a messenger RNA of Lytechinus pictus (painted urchin), 2451 nucleotides long. RefSeq lists its product as uncharacterized. Lineage: Eukaryota; Metazoa; Echinodermata; Echinoidea; Temnopleuroida; Toxopneustidae. Gene Ontology annotation, molecular function: nucleic acid binding; zinc ion binding. The record is from RefSeq and is a predicted model, not a curated record. Bases 1 to 2451 code for a protein of 816 amino acids. The transcript has a single exon.